GGAACCAAAUUGGGUGCUCUGGUCUGGUCCUUCUAUUGCACUUAAAUUAAUUGCAGAAGCAAGCUCUGUUGUUCUAUUGCGGAAUUCACAUGGAAGGGGAAGAAGAAGAAGAAGGGUCUGCGUAUUUUGCGUAUAUUCCCAACCAUCAUUGCAAGCAAGAAAAGAUGUCGUUUUUGUGUGUAUAAUUUUUGCCUUGGUAACCACUCUGUCUGUUUGCUGUGAAAUAUGAUUCUGCACGUGAAAUCAAUGGCGGAUUCUUGCGUCCGUUGGGGAUCAAAUAAUAAAAAAGAAACAUGUCUUGCAGAGAUAUACAUAUAGAUUGUGUGUGUAUUGUGAAAUGGAGAAAUGGGCCUCUGAUCUUGGAUGAACAAACCCUAAUUAAUCUUGAUUUUGACAUUAAAAUCGAGGAUGGAUUGUUGGUUGGUUGGAUCAAUGGAGUCAACGUCCUGCUUUGCACGCCGUUCCACUACCACCAAACACACCACAGAAAACAGUUCACACAUUACCCUACCCCCACCCCCACCCCCAGCCCUUUUUGCUGUAGCCCUAGGUUGUUCUCUGCCCUAAUUAUAUGGCGUGAAUGUAUAUAAUAAUUUUUUAUUUAAUAAUAUAUAUAUAAAAUAUAUAUAUGUGGGUGUACAGAUAGAGAUACAGAGCAUUGCUAUUAUUGUGAUAUAUCUUGAAAAGGCAGAAAAAUAACGGCAUAUUCCACUAUCUUUCCAUUCUCUCUCACUUGCUGGUUAUUUUGGGGGAAGAUUUCUCAAAGCAGCACGUUGGGGAGAGAUUUGAAUCUCUUCUUGGAUUAACAAUUCUUGCCCAUCCACAUUUUUGUAAGGAGUGAGAAAAAACCCCUUGUAGGUGAAGGAUUCUGCAGAUCUUCGUCGAUUUUUUUGUUUUUGUUUUUGUUUUUUUUAACCCCGUUUUUUUCGGGCCUCACUUGCUGUCUAGAAUUCGUUAUUUCGUCAAUCUGCCGACCGAAUUGUGUGAGGAAGGCAGGAUCUUUGUACCGAAAUUUCCCAUUCCAAGGGAAUUAGGGAUGGUGGUGAAAAUGAUGAGAUGGCCAUGGCCGCCUCCGAUUUCGAAAAAGUAUGAAGUGAAAAUCACAGUGCAGAGGCUGGAGGGUUUCGAUUGGGUGAAUGAGGAUGCGGAGAAGGAUCACGGCGGUCUUGCGGUGGAGAUCAGGUGGAAGGGGCCGCCGAGGAUUUCUCUGGGCUCGUUCAGGAGGACGGUGAGAAGGAAUUUUACGAGGGAGGAGGUUGUGAAAAGGGUUGAAGACGACGGGCGAAACGACGGCGUUUUGGUUGAGUGGGAUGAAGAAUUUCGUAGCGUCUGCACCCUUUCUGCCUACAAAGAUGAUGCGUUUCAUCCUUGGGAGAUCAGUUUCACCGUUUUCCAUGGUGCAAAGAACAAGAAUUCAAUACUUGGUUCAGCAGCCUUGAACCUUGCUGAAUAUGCUUCCAAUGCUGAUGAGCAGGCGAUCGAAGUCAAGAUUCCUCUAUCAGUUUCCGACACUGCGAUUGAGCGCCGCCCCUCACUCUGUAUAUCUCUUGGCUUGGUUGAACUCAGGGGAGUGCAACCGCCUACUGAGUUGGUCCAAAGUCCGAUAGUCCCUGCUUCAUCCCCUCCAGUAUCUGUGGAAACUCCUUCUACAGAGAAAGACGAGGUUUCUGCCAUCAAAGCUGGUCUAAGGAAGGUGAAGAUACUCACUGAGUACGUAUCGACUAGAAGGUCCAGAAAACCCAGCCAUGAAGAGGAGGGGAGUGAGGGCAGGUACUCUUCGAAAAGCGAGGGUGAUGAUUAUGCUUUCCCCUCCGAUACAGACUCCAUGGAUGAAUUUGAGGGAGGAGUCUCCGAUGAAGCCAAAGAGAAUUCUGCUGUUAGGAAAUCAUUUAGUUACGGGACACUGGCUAAUGCUAAUUAUGCAGGUGUUUUGAGUGCCGGUAUCAAUGAAGAGGAUGGAGACUUGAUCUACUACAGCAACCGUAGGUCGGAUGCCGCAUCCUCUCACGUGUCUAUCGCUGUUCCUACGCCUGCCGAGCAACCACUUGUGCGGAAUUCUAAACUCAGUAUUUUGCCUUGGAGAAAGAGGAAGCUGAGUUUCAGAGCUUCGAAAGCUAAAGGCGAGCCGUUGCUUAAAAAGGCGUACGGCGAAGAAGGUGGAGACGAUAUAGAUUUUGAUCGCCGGCAGCUCAGCUCUGAUGAAUCUCUGUUUUCCGGGCAGCAUAAGAGUGACCAGGACUCAAAUGCGAAUCGAACCUCAGUUUCCGACUUUGGCGAUGACAGCUUUGCCGUGGGCACUUGGGAGCAGAAAGAAAUAACAAGUCGGGAUGGACACAUGAAGAUGCAGACGCAGGUGUUUUUCGCUUCCAUUGAUCAACGAAGCGAGCGGGCUGCUGGAGAGAGCGCUUGUACAGCUCUUGUCGCAGUUAUUGCAGACUGGUUGCAGAACAACCACAAUCUCAUGCCCAUCAAAUCGCAGUUCGAUAGUUUGAUCCGAGACGGUUCUUUGGAGUGGAGAAAUCUCUGCGAGAACGAAAUUUACCAGGAGCGGUUCCCUGACAAGCACUUCGAUCUGGAGACCAUCCUCCAGGCUAAAGUUCGCGAUCUCUCUGUGAUUCCCGGGAAGUCGUUUAUUGGGUUUUUCCAUCCCGAGGGUAUGGAAGGUGGAAACUUUGAUUUCCUGCACGGUGCAAUGUCCUUUGACAAUAUUUGGGAUGAGAUUAGCUGUUCUGAGAGCUGUAACAAUGGUGAAUCCCCUGUUUUCAUCGUCAGUUGGAACGAUCACUUCUUCGUCCUCAAGGUUGAACCAGAUGCUUACUACAUAAUUGACACAUUGGGGGAGCGACUGCACGAAGGAUGCAAUCAGGCCUACAUACUAAAAUUCGACAAGGACACGGUUAUCCACAACAUCCCAAGCUCUACCCAAUCUUCCGAAGAAAAAUCUAGUGCCAAUCCGGCAGCAGUUGAGGCUCGGGAUUUGGGUAUGCCGGCAACAAACUCCGGCGAAGUUUCCAAGGAGUUGGCGUUGGUACCUCAAUCUGAGGAGCCAGCGGCGACUGAAAAUGUCGAGGAGGUUGUCUGUAGGGGUAAAGAGUCUUGCAAAGAGUAUAUGAAGAGUUUCUUGGCGGCAAUACCGAUCAGAGAACUGCAGGCGGAUAUCAAGAAAGGUUUGGCAAUGUCGACGCCUCUUCACCACCGGCUUCAGAUUGAGUUUCACUUUACAGAGCUGCAGCAGCGACCGGCAUCUUCUGCAACUCCGGCGACUGCGCCGCAGGUCAUUAUCUAAAGAGAUUAACUAGUAACUGUGCAGUACUAACGACAUUACAACACCAGAAUUCGGGUUUUAUCUCAAGAAAUCAAAGCUGUAGUCUGUCGAUUAAAAAUCUGUGUCGACUUCAUUUUCGCCCUUUAGAUGCCUAGGAUUAGAGGUGUAUUGAGGUUAAUAAUCUUCCCGGAGUUCUGUCAGUCAAUAUUAUCCUUCAAGAAUACUCUGUC
Andrographis paniculata is the source of this 3495-nucleotide messenger RNA. RefSeq lists its product as uncharacterized. Lineage: Eukaryota; Viridiplantae; Streptophyta; Magnoliopsida; Lamiales; Acanthaceae. The record is from RefSeq and is a predicted model, not a curated record. The transcript is spliced from 4 exons. The coding region runs from base 1037 to 3286 and encodes 749 amino acids.